AUGAUCGCUAGCAUCCUGGAGAUUGUUGGCCAGAGUGCCCUAUAUGUUGUCAACAAUUUGGAGACACCGCUCACCACAAUUCUUGUAUCUCGUAUUUUGCUGAAUAUCCAAGAAACGGCCCGAGCCGCGCAGAGGGAGCAAUCCGAUACUCCCUCAUUUGUCCGCUCAGGCCAUGGGGUGCAGACUGAAUUGGACAUCGACAUACCCAGCCUUGUGAUCCCUUCUGGUCUCUCAAACAGCAUUCCUGCAAUUGACCCAGAGACGGAGCCUUCCGUAACCACCACCAACCAGGCAAAUGCUGUCGCAGAUGAGGCAAUGGUCACCGGCCCUUCGAAUCAAUACCGUCAUUGCAAAGCACAGCAAGUUGAGGCACCCAUGGAGGCUACACCAUCUGGUCAAGGCCGCGAGGACGAUGUGGAGCAGGGUCAGGCGGAGGGAGAGGCCGCAGAGGAUUGGGAGGACAACUACUAA
Messenger RNA from Laetiporus sulphureus 93-53, 471 nucleotides. RefSeq lists its product as uncharacterized. Lineage: Eukaryota; Fungi; Basidiomycota; Agaricomycetes; Polyporales; Laetiporaceae. Bases 1 to 471 code for a protein of 156 amino acids. The transcript is spliced from 3 exons. The record is from RefSeq and is a predicted model, not a curated record.